AUGACGAAGCAAACGUCAAGAGUCCUUGCCGACAGAAUCGCCAACGCAACUUGGGAACAACACCGCGAGACCAUCAACCGCCUCUUCAUCCUUCAGAAUCGCAAACUCGAAGGGCCUGAAGGCGUGAUACAGGUGAUGUCCAAAGUCCAUGGCUUCCGUGCCACCAAGCCGCAGUAUGAAGCCCGUUUGCGGUCUUGGAAUAUUCGGAAGAAGAUUACAGAUCGAGAGUGGAUUGUUAUUCUCUUACAUGUACAUGCGAGGGCACAGCAUGGCAAAAAGACUCUUGUCAUAUUUAACGGUGCGCUUCUUAACGAGGAACGGGUUGCGAGGGAAAUCAAUCGACGCCUCUCAAGAUACAACAGUCAUCUGAACAACUUACAAGACCUUCCCAAGGUACCCCUAGGCUUCAGGUUGCAAUCCCCAUCAAGUGCUGCCGUCCCGUAUGCGGAUAAUCCCAUAUCCGGUCACAACCCUACAGGCUGCGUAGAUCUAUAUCUCAAGCCCGCAAUCGUAACUGUAGCCGAUGAUUGGUUUAUUUGCGGACAAGAUUCACAAUUGAGUCUUUCUCUGUUUACACUGACUUCAUCCGACACAACUUGGAGGCACAGAAUUGCACCGGAACGAUACGGGAAGCAACAACGAAAUAUACUUGAGAAGCAAUUUGACAAGAGUCUGAACUUCCAUCCGUCAUGCAUGGAUGACAUCGCCAAUGAAAAUGUUGCGGAUGAGCUAGGAAAUAUGGAUACGACAAUGGUUUCUUAUGGGGCUACAAUGGUACAGUAA
This is a messenger RNA of Bipolaris sorokiniana ND90Pr, 783 nucleotides long. RefSeq lists its product as uncharacterized. The record is from RefSeq and is a predicted model, not a curated record. The transcript is spliced from 4 exons. NCBI's taxonomy places the organism in Eukaryota, Fungi, Ascomycota, Dothideomycetes, Pleosporales, Pleosporaceae. The coding region runs from base 1 to 783 and encodes 260 amino acids.